Molecule: messenger RNA, 991 nt
Organism: Chrysoperla carnea
Lineage: Eukaryota; Metazoa; Arthropoda; Insecta; Neuroptera; Chrysopidae
Product: farnesol dehydrogenase-like
Exons: 3
Coding region: 123-863 (246 amino acids)
Source: RefSeq, a predicted model, not a curated record
GUUGUUCGAGUGCAUACUUAUUAGUCAAUUUUUAACAAAAUUGUUAGUAUAAAUAUAAUAACUGCUCAAAUAAACAGUAUUACUUUAUAUUGUAUUAUUUCUAAAAAAUCUCAAUAACAACAAUGGAAAAUUAUAACGGAAAAGUUGCAGUGGUAACUGGCUCAAGUGCCGGAAUCGGUGCAGCAAUAUCUAAAGCAUUAGUUAAACGUGGAAUGAAAGUUGUUGGUCUUGCAAGACGUGUAGAAAAACUUGAAGAAUUAAAAAAACAAGUUUCAAAAGAACCUGGACAAUUUUAUGGUGUAAAAUGUGAUAUUCAAAAUGAAAAAGAUAUUAUUGGUGCUUUUGAAUGGGUUGAAAAAAAUUUGGGCGGUGUUGACGUUUUGAUUAAUAAUGCUGGUUUAAUGAAAGAUACAAAUUUAACGGAAGGUGAUACCGAAAAAUGGAGAACGGUCUUUGAUACGAAUGUGGUUGGUUUAUGUAUCGCUACUCGUGAAGCUGUUAAAUCUAUGAAGAAACGUAAUGUUCCAGGGCACGUAAUUCAUAUUAAUAGUCUUUCGGGGCAUCGUGUAUAUCCAGGAAUGGCUCAUAUGUCAAAUGUAUAUUCUGCUUCGAAAUUUGCUGUCCGUGCAUUAGCAGAAACACUCCGAUUAGAAUUGGAACAUCAUAAAUUAAAAAUUAAAGUUUCAAAUAUUAGUCCUGGAUAUGUGAAAACGGAAUUUUUUAGUGCCAGUGGAUACGCUGUGCCUGAAGCUUUUAAUGAUAUGGCACACUUAAAUCCAGAAGAUCUUGCUGAUGCAGUAAUUUAUGCAUUAAGUGCACCAUCUAAUGUUAAUGUGUCGGAAAUCACUUUACACCCAAUAUAAUUUAUCGAAAUUAUAGUAAAAUUCCAACUCAAUUUGCUAUUUUCAAAACAAGUGUAUACAUUUAAAAGAAAAACUAUGGAAUUGUCGAUUUCCAUGUUUUCAUCGUAAAUAAAUAAAUAUCAGAGCGA